AUGUCAACCCAAAACCCAGCAACAACAACAACAACAACGACAACAACAAUCCCCCAAACCAUGAAAGCAUGGCAAUGGACAAUCUGCCCCACAACCCUCGAGGCUGCCCUCCAUCUCAACACUUCAACCCCUUUACCAACAUCCGCCCGCGCCCUCGCACCAGGAGAAUCCCUCAUACGCAUCCACUUUGCCACCCUAAACCCCAUCGACUACAAAAUCGCCGAACUGCCGAUUGUAGGCCGCCUGGCGCUCCCCAAGCCCGCAACCCCCGGUUUGGACUUUUCAGGCGAAGUCGUCGACGUUGGGCCCGACAGCAGUGUCGAGAUUGGGCAGCGCGUGUUUGGCAAAUUGGAGCCGAAGCAGCAGUUUGGCACGCUGGGCGAGUAUGUGGUUGGGUCGAGGGAGGGCACUGUGCCUAUGCCUAAGGGUGUUUCCAUGGUGGAUGCGGCGACGUUGGGUGUGUGCGGGUUGGUGACGUAUCAGAGUCUUGUGCCGCGGGUGAAGGCUGGUGAUCGCGUGUUGAUCAAUGGUGGUUCGGGGGGAACAGGCACGUUCGCGAUACAGAUUGCAAAGGCAUUGGGGUGUUGGGUCACGACGACUUGCUCGGGGGCAAACGUGCAGCUGUGUAGGGAUUUAGGGGCGGAUGAGGUUGUGGACUAUCGCAAAGAGGAUAUAUCUUCAGUGUUAGGAAGAAAGGAGUACAAGUUCGAUUUGACACUAGACAAUGUGGGCCUGCCGCUAGAUUUGUAUUGGAAUUCUCCAGACUUCACCAAGCCUGGUGCGAAGUACACUCAGAUUGGAUCUCAGGUCAGCGUGCCGUUUCUAUAUGAUCUCGCCUUUCGUUUCUUAGUCCCGGCCUGGUUGGGCGGAGGACAGAGGCCGUUUACGUUUGGAUUAGCAUCCACCAAUCGCGAGGACUUGGCCAAUCUGGGGGGUUUCAUUCGGACUGGCGAGGUCAAGCCAGUGAUUGGCGAGGUCAUGGAGUUUGGAGAGGUGAAGAGAGGGUACGAGAAGUUAAGGACUGGGCGAUCAAAAGGGAAGAUCGUUGUAAGGGUGUAUGGUGGAGAACGACAUGUCUAG
Messenger RNA from Plenodomus lingam JN3, 1080 nucleotides. RefSeq lists its product as uncharacterized. Gene Ontology annotation, molecular function: oxidoreductase activity; zinc ion binding. Lineage: Eukaryota; Fungi; Ascomycota; Dothideomycetes; Pleosporales; Leptosphaeriaceae. Gene Ontology annotation, cellular component: mitochondrion. The record is from RefSeq and is a predicted model, not a curated record.